AUGACUGCAGCUAGAGAAAAUAAAAGGAUUUGCACCUUGCCAUACCCUGCCCUGCCCAGUCAGUCCCGGGAGCCGCCAUGCCCGCGCUGUGCCCACAGCCCCAGCUCCGCGGCGCUCGUCUCCACCACCAAGUCCGGCCUGUGCUGGGGCCACGCUGGGCAGGCGCGGGGCCAAAUGCAGCGCCCCCCUCAGGCUGUGUGCCACCGGUGCAGCCGUGGCCGUUACGCUUCGGGCGUUGUGGCGACAGUCGGUGAUCAGCACCAUGGCGGAGGUGCCGCUGCCUGCCGGGCUCAACGCCAGCACCUUCCCCGCCAAGCUGUGGCGCCUGGUGAACAACCCCUGCGUCCGCUCCGUGCGCUGGGACAGCCAGGCCCGGGGGCUAUUCAUCGACCGUUCCCUCUUCGAGCGGGAGCUGCUCAGCCCGGCCAAUGCCCAUGGGGGGGGGGCAGCAAGGGGGUGGGGGCGGCCCCGGACUCUUUCCAAGCCACGCACUUCGGCAGUUUCGUGCGCCAGCUGAACCUCUACGGCUUCCAAAAGGUGCCGGGCUGGGUUGGCGCAGCUGUGCCGGGCGAUGCUGGGGGCUGGCUCCACUUCAGGAAUCCCAACUUUCGCCGUGACCGCCCCGACCUCCUCCUCCGCAUCAAGCGCCUGACCAGGGCUAAUAGGCUGCGGCUAGCGGCGGGGCUGGAGGUGCGCAGCCGCCAGCCCAGCCGCUUCCAGCAGCUCCACACGGACCGGCCGCUGCCCGCCUUCCCCGCUGGGCAGCUGCCCAGAGCCGCUGCAUUGGGCACUUCAGCCCCCAGUGCUCCAGCUUGCAGUGGUGGUUAUGCAGCAUGGACAGCCCCCAGCUGGGUAUGGAGUACUCCUGGUGAAGAGGAAUUGCCACUACUGGAUCUGGACCUUGUGCUUGAGACACUGGAGAAGAUGGUUUCACCAUCCCUGCCUGAAAGGUGUCCCUCUGCUCAGGACAAUAUUAGCGUUGCCCCUGAGUCUUCAGGAGAGGACAGUAUGGACAGGGCUGCAGCAGAGGGAGCUUCAUCUGGGACCAGGAGCUGUGGGCACAGGUCCCAGGAGCCCAAGGAGCUUGAUAUUCAUCUGAUCUACCUUGCCAGGAGGGCUGCCCUGCGUGCGAAGAAGGACCAGAGUGAGAGCCUGUGACCGCCGGGCAGGUGGAAUCUCUCUGUUUA
Messenger RNA from Prinia subflava (tawny-flanked prinia), 1187 nucleotides. RefSeq lists its product as uncharacterized. The coding region runs from base 1 to 1158 and encodes 385 amino acids. The record is from RefSeq and is a predicted model, not a curated record. The transcript has 4 exons. Gene Ontology annotation, molecular function: DNA-binding transcription factor activity; sequence-specific DNA binding. Gene Ontology annotation, biological process: regulation of DNA-templated transcription. Lineage: Eukaryota; Metazoa; Chordata; Aves; Passeriformes; Cisticolidae.